AUGAGAGCAGUUGACAUCUAAAAUCAAAAUGGGUUUAUUGAGUAGCUUAAAAGAGCUACUAGUAUCAAAGAAAAUAUUUACCAAUUAGUUUAUUUUCAUAUGCCAUUUGAUUCUCGUGCUGUUUAGUUAGAUUAUAACUAAGCAAUAGAGUUCCAAAGAAAGCCUAUCUUCCCUGCUGUUUCUACAUUCUACACUCUAUUGAGUGUCAAAAAGAAUAUUCUACCUCCUUAGAAACACAUAACUAUCAUGAUUGAAAAUUUUAACAAGUACUUAAUUCCAAACUUCAAACACUUUUAUAUACUACUCUUCAUUUUAACUCUUAAGCUUGGAUCUAUUUUACUUUAUAUAUAUUUGAAGCAAGGCUUAAAAUAAUUGGAUAAGUGCUUGGAAAUAAUGAUUUAAGGAAAAAGACUAUAAAAACUUGAUAUUACUUCACCUGUUAACUUUGAAACUUGGGAAGUAGCUAGAAAGUUUAUUCUCAGCUAUAAAAAGGAGUAUUUAGAGGUUUUAGAGAUGUCCUAUUUUGCUUUUAUAUUUUAUUACUUUUUUGUUAUAAUAAUAUGUCUCUCAGCAUAUUUUGAUCUUUAUUGGCUAAUCCCAAAAGAAUCUCACUUAUUAAAACCUGCCUCAGUUAUUAUCAAUACUUUUAAUUUUAUAUUCUUAAAUGUAAUAUUCAUUCUAAGAUUGAAUGUCGGAACUGAUUAUAAUUAUUAGUUUGAGUAACUAAACUCUCAUAUUUCUUUCCUUUAAGUUAUGAUGUCUAACUUAAAUGCUAUGUAUCCAUAAUUUUUUUUGUAGGACUAGAUGUCUAAGAAUAAAGAAGAUAGAUACAGCGCUUAUUCUUUGAUUGUGAAAAGGAUAAAGUAGCUUAGUACUAAUAUAAUAGAAACAAAAUCUUUUUAUUAUAACAAAGUGUAUAGCACUGAAGAAAAGCAUGAGUUAAGAAGAUAAAUAAUAUAAAACAUUAAAGUUACAUUAAAAAAAACAAAAGAGUCUAUUUUGUUGGAUUAAGCAAAAUAUAGUUAUAAAUUUGCAAAUAUGAUGGAAAUCAAUAAAAACGAUUUCAUUUUCACUCUUUUUAUAGGUAUCGCUUCAGCAUUACCAAAAAUACUGCCUAUUUUAAUUUUAUUUUAUUUAAAAUGA
This is a messenger RNA of Tetrahymena thermophila SB210, 1143 nucleotides long. RefSeq names its product transmembrane protein, putative. Lineage: Eukaryota; Ciliophora; Oligohymenophorea; Hymenostomatida; Tetrahymenidae. The transcript has 3 exons. The record is from RefSeq and is a predicted model, not a curated record.